Messenger RNA from Staurois parvus, 357 nucleotides. The record is from the annotation of a GenBank genome assembly. Lineage: Eukaryota; Metazoa; Chordata; Amphibia; Anura; Ranidae.
CCUGAUGCCUGUACUCGGCCUGAAGCCUGUACUCGGCCUGAUGCCUUACAUGAUGAACUGAUCCAGCUGAACGAUCUAUUAGGCCAGUUGACUCGAUGCCCGCUGUUGAUCCAGAUGAUCCGGUACCUGAUCCGGUGCCCGCUGUCGUGCCAAUUGACUCAGAGCCCGCUGUCGUAACCUGGUGACUUCGGUGCCCACUGCCUUGCCAGAUGACGCUGGUGGCCCGCUGGCAAGCAAAAUGACCUGAUGCCUGGUGGAACCUAGUGUCCCGCUGUCAUACCUGAUGACCCGAUGCCCGCUGUCGAGCCAGACAAUCCUGGUACCUGAUGACCCGGUGCCCACUGUCGUGCCUGUUGA